Molecule: messenger RNA, 2187 nt
Organism: Vespa crabro (European hornet)
Lineage: Eukaryota; Metazoa; Arthropoda; Insecta; Hymenoptera; Vespidae
Product: X-ray repair cross-complementing protein 6-like
Exons: 8
Coding region: 145-1815 (556 amino acids)
Biological process (GO): cellular response to X-ray; cellular response to gamma radiation; double-strand break repair via nonhomologous end joining
Cellular component (GO): nucleus; Ku70:Ku80 complex
Molecular function (GO): telomeric repeat DNA binding; double-stranded DNA binding; DNA helicase activity
Source: RefSeq, a predicted model, not a curated record
UUAUUAUCUGUUUCAUAUUCUGCGGCCUAAAUUCAAACAGUUAAUGGAUUUUAUGUGAUCUGUGAGAUAAUUAUUAUCUUUGAUAAUAACGUUAAUAUACGAUAACAGAAACAUUUUGUAAGAUUAUUCAGUUUGAAUAAAAACAUGUCGACAAUUGGAGAAAAAUAUGAUACUCAAGAUUAUUCUGAGAAACAAGAUGAUCUUGAGAAAGAAGACGAUGUUGAUAAACUAGCAGAUCCAGAUGAAUUGUAUGGUGUCCGUGAUGGUAUAAUCUUUUUGAUUGAUACUUCUCCUGAAAUGUUUAACAAUAAUAAGGAAGGAAAACCAUUUUUUGUAGAGUGUAUAGAGAAAUAUAUUCAUAUACUGAAACAAAAAUUAGUUUGGAACAGACAAGAUUGGAUGGGUUUAAUAUUUAUGGGUACGGAAACGUGCGAUAUAAAAACAAAAAUAGAAAACAUUGCGUUAAAGAAAUUUUCUCUUAUUAAUAUAAAUAAAUUAAAAGAGGCCGAAAAAAUACGAGAUAAUUGGAAGGAUUAUAAAAAUAUGAGCUCCUCUGUAAAUUAUCCUCUUCAUGAUGCCUUAUGGCAUGCAAGUCAAAGUUUUAUUAGUUUUCGUAAUGUAACAAUGUCUACACGUAGAGUUAUAUUAUAUACGUGUCACGAUGUUCCACCAUUGACUGAUGAAAAGGAAAAAAGUCGUAUCAGAGAUAAAGCAGCCUCUUACAAUUAUUUGGGUAUAUCACUUUAUGUAGUUGGUUUGGGUGAAACGUGGAACGUUGAACAUUUUUUCAAAGACAUUGAAAUGCUUUCCAAGAAUAUUAAUGAAGAGGAUUAUCAAAGAACUUCUUACAGAGAUUUAUUGCAACAAGUAAAACGGCCAUCUAAACGUAUAGCAAAAUUACCUUGGAGAAUUGGCAAUCAUGUCAUAAUAAAUGUAGAUAUAUGUAAUGUUUGUGUUAAGCAUCAAGAUGUGAAAAAAAUGACAAUGAAUUCAGAAAAUAAUGCUCCUCUGAUUGCAUAUACAUAUCAUCGAAAAAUGUAUUCUGAAAAUACAGAAAAUGAGGAAGAUGAUGAAGAUGUAGAUAAAGAAAUUUUACUAUCUACAGAUUUGAGAAAAAUGAAAGAAUUUGGUGGAGAAAAGAUCUAUUUUACAGUGGACGAAAUUAAAACUUUUAAUAAUAUUUUUGAAGUGGGAAUAGAUAUGAUCGGCCUUAAACCUUUUUAUUGUGAUCCAAUGUAUCACCUCCAUGCACCUUAUUUUGUUUCUUGUAAUAAAAAUUGCAGUGAAGGUGAACAAUUAUUAUUUGCCGCUUUAUUACAUAAAUGUAAAGCAAGGAAUCUUAUAAUAAUAUGUAGAGUAACUUUGAGAAAACAUUUUGGAUCAUAUUUAUACAACAUGAUGCCAAUAUCUGAUAAAGGAGGAUUUUAUUUAUACAAAAUACCAUAUAAUGAAAAUGUAAAUAAUUUUACUGAAGAAAUGUAUCAGUAUACGUAUAAUGAUCAAGAUAAAACAGUUCCAAUUAAUUAUGAAGGUGUUGAAUUGUUUGAACAAAUUAUUGAAAAAUCUAGUAAAAUUUAUGAACCAGAAAAUUUUCCAAAUCCUAAAUUAUCAUAUAAAUUGCAAAGUGUGGAGACAUUAGCUUUGGAUCUUGAUGUACAAGAUCCUCCAAAGGAUGAAACACUUCCCAACGAAGAUUUGCUUCGAGAAAGAAUAGGUGAUUUAACAGAACAAGUUAAUGACUUAUUUAUGCUGGAAGAAGAUUUUGGUCCAUCGCGCAGCAAAAAACCUAAGAAAUCUAAUAAGAAUACCAAUUAGUUCUGAUGAGAUAAAGAUAUUUUUUUGAGCUUACGAAACAAAAUAAGUUAUUAUAAAUUAUAAUUUAUAUAGUGAAGAAAAAAAGAAGGUAUUAAAUUUGCUCUUUUUAAUUGGAUCGACGUUCUAGUGUCGUAUCUAAAAUUAUUUUUGCGCGAUGCUGGUUUAACCACAUCUGAACAAAAAAAAAAAAAAAAAGAAAAAAAAAACGUACAUAGUAGCAUUAUGGAAUAGAUUUUGAUAAAACUUAGAAAUCUAAAAGAAUCCUUUUGAUAUUACAUCUAAGAUUUUAAAAGUCUAUAUUUUAUAUCUAAAAUUUUAUAUGUAUUUGAAAAUAAACGAUAUUGUCAAUAAAAUUUAUUCAUAAAAGAUAAA